AGCAGCUCCGGCCAUGUCGUCGUCGCCGGUUUCUUCAGUUUAAUUUACAUACAUACAUGUACAUGUGGCCCCUCGCGAUUGAUCCCCUGCCUAUAUAAAUAGCACAACAUCUUGCCCCUCCAUUUGCACCAACCCAUAACUCACUCUGGUAUUAUAGAUAGAUCAUCGAUCGAUCAAUCCAUCAUCUCGCCAUCGAUCACUCUGAUUGCAUACUUGCUAGCUUGCUUGCUUCAAAUUAAGCACUAGCAGAAGAAGGUGCGGGCGAGUAGCAAUGGCGAUCAUUGACUUGGUCAAUGCCGGAGAGCAGCAGCAGGCACAGGCGGGGGCCGGGAAGAGAGCGGCGGCGGGCGAGGAGGUGGACGACACCCGCGAGUACUACUGCCGGAGAGGCGUCAGGCACCUGUGCGACAGCGGCAUUACCAGGCUGCCCGGCAACUACGUCCUGCCGGCCUCCGACCGCCCAGCCCCGGUAGCCGCCGUGGGCUCCGUCGUCAAGCUCCCCGUCGUCGACCUGUCGCGCCUUCGCAUCCCCUCCGAGCGCGCCGCCGUGCUCCGGACACUCGACGCCGCCUGCCGCGAAUACGGCUUCUUCCAGGUGGUGAACCACGGCGUCGGCGACGAGGUGGUGGGCGGCAUGCUGGACGUGGCGCGGCGCUUCUUCGAGCUGCCGCAGGCGGAGCGGGAGCGGUACAUGUCGCCGGACGUGCGGGCGCCGGUCCGGUACGGCACCAGCUUCAACCAGGUGAAGGACGCCGUGCUCUGCUGGCGCGACUUCCUCAAGCUGGCCUGCAUGCCGCUCUCCACCGUCUCCCAGUACUGGCCCACCUCGCCGGCCGACCUGCGGGAGGUGGCGUCGGCCUACGCGGAGGCGAACCAGCGGUUGUUCGCGGAGAUCAUGGAGGCGGCGCUGGAGGCGCUGGGCGUGGGCGUCGCGUCGGGCUCGGGCUCCGGCGCGGCCGUGAUGGAGGACCUGGCGGCGGGGACGCAGAUGAUGACGGUGAACUGCUACCCGGAGUGCCCGCAGCCGGAGCUGACGCUGGGGAUGCCGCCGCACUCGGACUACGGCUUCCUCACCCUCGUGCUCCAGGACCAGGUGGCGGGCCUCCAGGUGAUGCACGCCGGCGACUGGCUCACCGUCGACCCACUCCCGGGCUCCUUCGUCGUCAACGUCGGCGACCACUUGGAGAUAUUUAGCAACGGAAGGUACAGGAGCGUGCUGCACAGGGUGAGGGUGAACUCUCGGCGGCUGAGGGUGUCGGUGGCGUCGUUCCACAGCGUGGCGGCGGAGCGGGUGGUGGCGCCGGCGCCGGAGCUGAUCGACGAGCGCCACCCGCGCCGCUACAUGGACACCGACCUGGCCACCUUCGUCGCCUACCUCGCCUCCGCCGCCGGCAACCACAAGUCCUUCCUCCACUCCAGGAGCCUCUACUGAUCCCAUCCAUCCAUUUAAUUACUUACCAGAUUUAAUCAAAUCGAUAUAUAUCUCCAUCUCCAUCGUCGAUUGAUUAAUUAAGCUAGCUAGCUAGCUGCAGGCAGCUCCCUCCCCAACUCGAUCGAUCGCUUGCUCAGCGCGACUUUGACCGGUCUAAACCGGAGGAGGAAAAACUAGCUUUUCAGAUUAAUUGCCACCUCGAUUGGUGAGCGUUGACUAAUGUAUAACACUACUCCUACUAGUAGUAGUUAUAUAGUAUAACUAACUACUGCUAUAUAUACUACCUUGUGUGUGUCUCGAUUGGUCUGAAAAGCUUUGUGUAUCUACGUACGUAUGCUUACUACCAUCCCCUUUUUGAGUUAGUUUUAUACACGUAUAUAAGAGUAGCAGUAGUAUAUGUUGUGGUUUUGACUUUUCAAAGUCAACGUGAUCGUGAUGGUACCUUGACGUACGUACGUUAUUGUAUCGAAUCAUGAGUGUUUGUAAUCAUGUAUAUGUAUUCGGAAAUAGUUAAUACUAUAUAUAAAGCUUACUAUACUA
Messenger RNA from Oryza brachyantha (malo sina), 1972 nucleotides. RefSeq names its product probable 2-oxoglutarate-dependent dioxygenase SLC1. The record is from RefSeq and is a predicted model, not a curated record. The transcript is spliced from 3 exons. Bases 272 to 1432 code for a protein of 386 amino acids. Lineage: Eukaryota; Viridiplantae; Streptophyta; Magnoliopsida; Poales; Poaceae.